Fusarium venenatum is the source of this 1278-nucleotide messenger RNA. RefSeq names its product auxin efflux carrier. NCBI's taxonomy places the organism in Eukaryota, Fungi, Ascomycota, Sordariomycetes, Hypocreales, Nectriaceae. The record is from RefSeq and is a predicted model, not a curated record. Gene Ontology annotation, cellular component: endoplasmic reticulum; membrane. Gene Ontology annotation, biological process: transmembrane transport.
AUGUCUAGUAGUAUCAAGAGCACCUUUGUCGGCGCCAUUCAGGCGUCGGCGUCUGUUUUGCUCACCAUUUUCUAUGGUGUUUUCGCAGGCCAGACCAAGCUUCUCUCUGUAGAGACAGGUCGACAAAUCUCAAAGAUUUGCAUCAAAAUGUUCCUACCUGCUCUACUUAUCGUCAAUCUUGGUACCCAGAUCGAGGCAUCGAAUGCAUCUCUGUACCUCAUCAUCCUAGUUUGGGCUCUCGUUUACAACCUCGCCUCUAUCGCCGUCGGAUACGCCCUGACCAAAUGCUUCAGCAUGCCAAAGUGGUUCACGCCCGCCAUCACCUUCAACAACACCACCUCUUAUCCUCUACUCUUAAUCCAGUCCCUUGGUUCAGCCGGUGUUCUUUCCGCCCUUGCCAAGUCUGACGAUGACACUAGCGACGACAUUAUCGAACGAGCUAAAUCCUUCUUCCUUGUCUGCUCCGUCGUAUCCAAUAUGCUCACCUUUGGCCUUGGUGGUAAGCUUCUUGGAGUUAGCGACGAGGAUCCCGUCGAAUCUAUGGAUGAAGACUUGCGCGACCGAGCUGGACAUAACGACCACCCACCGACUGAUAGCCAAGAACCCGACGAGCGUACAUCUCUCCUCCCCGGACGUCUACCUCGAUAUGUGAAGAAGGCAUCCCGCCAUACUGCUCGAGCUCAGCACGCUGUUUGGGACAAGCUGCAUCCUCAAGUCCAGCGCGCAUUGGCACAUGUCACUCAGUUUAUCAGCCCCCCUACCGUCGGCGCCCUUAUUGGUGUUGUUCUUGGGUUUGUUCCUCCAUUCAAGAAGGCCUUCUUUAACGAUAGUGAGGAUGGAGGUAUCUUCAACGCCUGGCUGACCGUCAGUCUCAAGAAUAUGGGAGAGCUUUUUGUUACUUUGCAGGUCAUCGUUGUUGGUAUCAAGCUGGCUCACAGUCUGAGACGUAUGCGACAGGGAAGCGACUCGGGUAACCUGCACUGGCUCCCUCUCUCCAUGGUCGUUCUGAUCCGCUUUAUUAUCUGGCCCGUUCUAAGCAUUCUCUUUAUUCGAAUGCUUAUCACCCAGACCGACGUCCUCGGCGAGGAUCGUGUUCUCUGGUUCACCAUGAUGUUGAUGCCAGCAGGACCACCUGCCAUGAAAUUAGUGGCCAUGGCCGAGGUUGAUGACGCAGAUGAGAAUGACAAGAUGUCCAUUGCCCGAGUACUCAUGACCUGUUACGCAAUUUCUCCUCUGCUGUCAAUCGCAGUGGUUGCCAGUCUCAAGGCUUGUUCUUGA